AUGGACAAUAACAUCCACGCUCCAACUGUGGCGUCCGGGCCUGUGUCCGGGGCCGUUCCCCGCGACUUGUCUAAACUGUCGAUGCCAGAUUUGAUGCAGGAGAAAGAACGCAUCGAGGCGGAAUUGUCAGCGCUUAGUAGUGUUCUACAGUCGCAUGGAGUGCGCAUGACCUCAUCCCUCACCACCUUCGACGGUUUCCCUCGCGAUGAUAUCGACAUCGCGCAAGUUCGCACAACACGGGUACGGAUCAUUCACCUACGAAAUGACCAUAAGGAAGUGAUGCGACUUCUUGAGAAGGGGAUACACGCACAUUUCGCCAACCUACAAAAUACCCAAGCCGCUGGGCCAACUACGAAUGGCGUCAAUGUCCCGCCAGGUGUGCAGCCUUUGACGAAUAACACCCCGCUAGGAACUCCGUUCGCCAAGGUCAAUAGUGUUGUUCCAGGAAGCCCAGCAGACCAGGCGGGACUCAAAGCUGGCGACGCAAUCCGAAGUUUCGGGAAUAUCAAUUGGCUGAACCACGAGCGUCUUUCAAAGGUUGCUCAAACAGUUCAGGAAAAUGAAGGGCGCGCGGUAUCCGUCAAAGUUAUUCGGAAAGAUGAGCCCAGGUCUGAGCCCACAGAACUGGAUCUCCUACUCACCCCUCGGCAGAAUUGGGGUGGACGUGGCUUGCUGGGAUGUCACCUGGUCCCUCUAUAA
This is a messenger RNA of Penicillium paradoxum, 699 nucleotides long. RefSeq names its product putative 26S proteasome non-ATPase regulatory subunit Nas2. Gene Ontology annotation, cellular component: cytoplasm; nucleus. The record is from RefSeq and is a predicted model, not a curated record. Gene Ontology annotation, molecular function: protein binding. Gene Ontology annotation, biological process: proteasome regulatory particle assembly. The transcript has 4 exons. Lineage: Eukaryota; Fungi; Ascomycota; Eurotiomycetes; Eurotiales; Aspergillaceae. The coding region runs from base 1 to 699 and encodes 232 amino acids.